Messenger RNA from Saccharomycodes ludwigii, 1482 nucleotides. RefSeq lists its product as uncharacterized. Bases 1 to 1482 code for a protein of 493 amino acids. The transcript has a single exon. The record is from RefSeq and is a predicted model, not a curated record. Lineage: Eukaryota; Fungi; Ascomycota; Saccharomycetes; Saccharomycodales; Saccharomycodaceae. Gene Ontology annotation, molecular function: protein binding.
AUGGAAAAUACAAAUAUUGUAUAUUCAUCAAAAUACGAUGAUGACCAAUUAAUUACAUAUACUUUGAUCAACGAGAAAUAUUGUAUUGGGGUAAACAAUAAAAACAAAUUACUUGUAAUAAAUUUGAAAACUAACAAGACAAUGGUACUAUCCAAUACUUUUGAAAACAAUAUUGGUAAUAACAAACAAAUAUUACUUUUAAAACAUAUUGUUUUAAAUAAGAAUAACAAUACUGAAUUAUGCAAUAAAAUGACAACUAUUAACAAUCAAGCUAAUGAUGAAAAGAUUAUUUUAUUAUUUUGGUGUAAUGGUACAAAAUUACAAUGGUGUGAUUUUGAUAAAGUGUUGGAAACAUCUAACAAAAAUAUCUCUAUUCCGAGGAAAAGAAAACAAAAUAGUAAGUAUUUUAAUUCUUCCUCAUUUUCCUCUAUUGGAACUUGGAAUUUAACUAAUUCACGAGAUAUAAUCACAGAUUUUGAUCUGAAAUUGAUAUCGGAUGAUGCUAAGGACAAAAUUAAUGGGGAUAUUGUAAGGUUAAGUUAUGUCACUAAAUAUGGAGAUGUUAAUGUUAUAGAUAUUUAUAGAAAAUCUCCGAUGUAUAAAAUAAGAAAAUUAGAAACCAACCUAACAAACCGCAAACCUGUUCAAUCAUUCGAUAUGAAUACAGAUACGUCAUUUUUCUUUGCACCCAAAUUUAUUUCUCGGUUAAAACAAAUUGGCGAUGAUACUUUCCAAUGCGUGAAAUUCAUUAAUGAUAAACUUAUGUUUGCAAGCUGUUUUGAUAAUAAAAUUUAUGUUUUUAAAGUAAUAGAUCACAAUAACAAGAUGGAAGGUGCGGAUAAGAAUAAAAACAAAAAUUUAGCCGCUUUGAAACUAAUUAUGAAAUAUAAUGGAAUAAAUGAUCACUUACAUAAAGAAUAUAUGGCUACCAACUUCGAUUUAGAUGAGUUAGUCCUAACAAAUUUUGAUAUUUCAUUAAAUGAAGAAGAACAAGAAUCAAACAAUGAAGAUUCUGGAUUGUUAUGUGUAAAUGUUAAUAACUACGGGUGUCUACUAUUUUCAUUCAACUAUGAUAAAGGUAAAGAUGAAAUGGCUUUCAAUGUAAUACAACGAUUUAAAAGGGUAUCACAUUUAGCCAAUAAUAAUAAUAAUAAUAAUAAUAAUAAUAAUAAUAAUAAUAAUAAUAAUAAUAAUAAUAAUAAUAAUAAUAAUAAUAAUAAUAAUAGUAAUAUAGAAUAUUCCGAAAAAAUUAACCCGUGUAUUAUUAAAAAGGAUAAUAAAAUUACAAUAUAUAGUGGAAGUAGCAAUGGGAUAUUAUACAUAUGGAAUAACAACGGUUUUUAUGUUGAAAAUGUUAACGUACAAGAACAAGGGGAAAAGAGUGCUGGUAACACAGUAAUACAUUCACUAAUUAAAAAUAACAAUAAAGUUUAUUUUCUAGCUGAUUUCGAUACGCUAUUUAGUUUUCCUACUCAUUUUUAA